This is a messenger RNA of Mobula hypostoma (lesser devil ray), 4055 nucleotides long. RefSeq lists its product as uncharacterized. Gene Ontology annotation, molecular function: protein binding. The record is from RefSeq and is a predicted model, not a curated record. The coding region runs from base 57 to 2237 and encodes 726 amino acids. The transcript is spliced from 16 exons. Lineage: Eukaryota; Metazoa; Chordata; Chondrichthyes; Myliobatiformes; Myliobatidae.
ACAGCAUUGACACCACUCUCCCCAUUACUGCCAGAGCCUGCAUCAACACUGAAGAAAUGGUCUUGUUUCUGCUGAUAUCUUUCUCCACGCUGCUUUUCAGAGAUACUCUCGGGAUUAGUCAGCGCUGUCAGGAAGAUGAGGAAUUCAGCAACGUCACAACAGGGAGCCCAUAUGCACCUUCGGGUCUGAUCUGUUUCAGAGAGUGGAGCGAGGAGAAUAAGCCAUUCAACUGCACAUGGAAGAGAGGGAAGGAUCUAUCAGGGUACCGGCUGUGCUACUGCUGUGACACGUGCAAGACAUGCAGGUCGUUUGAGGUGGGAAAUAAAACCUCCUACAUUGUGGAGCGUGACAAUCUCUAUAUGAACAAGAACCUGACCUUCUGGGUCGAGACAGCAAAUGGUAACACCAAGAUGAAGUCAGAAAAGCUGUAUGUGGUGCCAGAGCAGGCUGAAAUUAAGUUAAAGCCUCUGUCAAUCAAGGAAGUAAACCUGAGAAGGUCGGCAGGGCUACUCACACUGAGUUGGGCAAAACCAAGAGUGAAGAGGAUUUUCAAUGAAAUUCGCUAUCAAAUCAAGGGCACUACAGAGUGGAAACAGAUAAACUGCAGCUCCAGUGAACAGAAGACUUAUGAGAACUGUACAAUCCUGCUGGACAAGCCUUCUCCAUAUUAUCUCCAGAUUCGCAGGAUUCAUCAAAACAUCUGGAGUGAAUGGAGUGACUUUGCUUUUAUACCAUCAGCAAUCACCGAGAGUUUGGACUUGCAGUGGACACUUGCCAAAAAGCAGCCCUGCCCGGGUAGGCGGAUGAUCAAUUUGAAGUGGAAGGCCCCGAGUGAUGUCAAAGUCGCAGGCUACAAACUUACUUUCGAAUGGACAAUCAACAUGACUGGUUAUUCCACCAAACAGAAAAACACGACAUACCAUACUAUGAUCUCCCUCGCUGCAUGCAAAGUUUCCAUUUUUGCUUUUAACAGAGGGAGCACCUCACCAACUGAAACCAUCCUCAUUCCAGCUGCUCAGCCCGAAGGCAUCCCUGACUUAAACCUUACGGCUGUUGAUAACCACACCUUGAAAGCCUCCUGGAUUCCUCACAACAUCAGUUUCUACUGUGCCUUUCUAGAGCUGGUGUCAACAGAAACCAUACAGCACAGAACAUGCCAAUUGAUGAAGCACCAGCAAUUCAGGAAGAAGACGGGACGUCAUCAGUCCACAGAGUUGGAGUUUGGGGGUCUGGAACCGCAGAGACGUUACCGCCUCACCAUUCACGCUAAGGAUUCAAAGAAGAAUAGUUGCUAUAAUUGCUACAGCAAGAUCGGCUACACCAUCGGCUCUGCCACUGCCUGCACGCAGGAAUACCCACCGACCCAUGGGCCCAUGAUGGUCAACGUAACCAACAUCAUGAAAAGCUCAGUGUUCCUCACGUGGAAGGGGCUCUCACUGGGAGAGUGCCAGGGCAGCCUGGAGAAGUACCUCAUCCUCUACACAAGCAGCUGGAAUCACACACACACUGCUUCUGUUAGUGCUUCGAAGCUGAACUACACUCUGGUCAAUUUAAAUGCCUCCACCCUGUACACCGUGCAAAUCUGUGGUGUCACCACUGCGGGACAAGGAGCAAAGACCAUCCGAACCUUCCAAACCAGGGACUUUGAUCACAGUGAGUUCAUAGCGAUCAUCGUGGCAACAUCCUUCUGCGUCAUGCUUGCUGUCUUCGCUGUGGUUUCUCUCUGUUACUUCAGCUACAAGAGAACUGAACGAAUGGUUUGUCCCACUGUCCCGGAUCCAGUCAACAGCCUUGCUGUCAAAUCCAUACACACAUCUGACCACAUCAGUCAAUGGGAGACAUGCUCUGCUGAAGAGGACGUGACAGAUGUUCUCCUCGCUGUAAUCAGCCUGCAGAAUGACACAAUCUCACCCGCUGAGCCAGCUACAGGUGAUACGGUGCCCAUGACAGAGGAUGGUGAGUCUGCAGGCGACAGCGACUCGCUGGGCUUUGGGAGCGAUUCUGCGUUUGAGUACAGGCGGCAGAUGGGCUCUCCUUUGGGCCUGGAGGAGGACUGCAGCAGCGAGGCUGGUGUGGAUGUGCAGAGCCCAGCGCUGGAAACCUGUCGCAUUUGUCCACUUGCCCGUUUUCACUCGGGCUCUGGGCUGAACCUUAGUGGGAACAUGAUUUCUCUGCUGUCCAUUUACAAUCAGACACUCGUGGAAGAGGAGUCAGCAAGGAGCAGUGUUGACUCUUAGUGCACUGGGCACUUGCUUACCCCACCUAACCAGGACUGCAGGGCGUACAGCUUCCAUCAGCAGACGUGGUGACCAGCGCCUGCCCUCCUCUGCCACUAAGUCCUCCUGAAGGCAGCUCCUGUGGUCGAACUGCGGAAGGUCUGGCCUUGCCCAGAUGUGGCCAGAGGUGAGAGCAUCCAGAGCUACCAAUGGAGAUUAUCUUCACAUCUGGAUCCUCACCAGCCAAUAACAAAGGGUUUAUUUAUUUGCCUGGGCUGCAUUGUGACAUCCAGUUUGUGAAGUCUUCCUGAGCAUUGUCUGAAUUUGUCUUAGCAACAGUCCGAGGCUUAUUACUGUAGGGGUUAUUGUGACUGGAGUACUGUAUCGGCAUUACAAGAUGCUUACAAUGUAGAAAUGGGCCAUUCGGGCUAUCGGCUCUGUGCUAGAGUUUCUUCAUCUCAGAAGAGCAUCCACCUACCUCACUCCAUCUCUCCCAAUCAUCAUUUCCUUCCGUUCCUUUCUCCUUUGUAUGUUUAUCCAGCUUCUCACUCUACUCUUCAUCUGAUUGAAUUUAUCAGUGACUGUCCUAUACAAGUGGCCCUCCUUUGAUUUUUUUUUGGUACAGGUUAUCUCCCUUACUCUCUGUGAUAGAGUAGGAGGCCAUUCAACCUGUUCAAUCUUGGCAGUGCAAUCCUAUCCGUCCCAUCUCUCUGUAGGCCUGUGGCAUAGCCUCUCCUGCUUGCCCCUCAACUUCACUUCGACCUUCUUGUACCAGCUAUCUCCCCUCCGUCUUCCAGUCUGGACAAGGGAUAUGACGCAAAAUGCCGACGGUCCACUUCUCCCCAAAGAUGAUGCCUAACGCACUGACUUUCUCCAUCAUCUUGUGUGUAACCUGACUUUCACAUAUUUGCUUCUUGCUUAGACCAAGGCAGGGGUUUCCAAUCUAUUUUAUACCGUGGACCAAUACCAUUAAGCAAGGGGUUCAUGGCCACCUGGCUGGGAACCCAUACAGUAAGGGUUAAUUUACAGUGGCCAUUUAACCAAUUCAAUAGACAAGGUCAAGAACAUGAUCCAAGAAAAGAAAGAGAUGAGCUUUAUUUGUCACAUGUACAUCGAAACAUAAUGGAAGUGUUCUUUUCUGUCAACAAUGAACACAGUCUAAGGAUGUGCUGGGAGCAGCCCCCAAGUGUCACCAUGCUUCCAGCACCAGUAUAGCACACCCACAACCUACUAACCCAGACGUCUUUGGAAUGUGGGUGCACGGGGAGAACGUAUAAAGACAGCGGCGGAAAAUGAACCCGGGUCACUACCGCUGUGAAGUGUUACACUCACUGCUGUGCUACAGUGCGGCCCAAGGGUUCCUGUAAUCAGCAAAAGAAAGAUUUUAAAUCAUUAUUGGUAUAAACUAAUUCUGUCCAAUCUUGCUUUGUAUCUGGAAUGAUAGAGCAAUUUGGAAGACUCUUCAGUCCACCAAAUAUAGCAAUCUAGUAACAAUUUACACUAAACCCAUUUUUCUUUUUCAAGCAUUCCCAUCGGCUCCAUCCAGAUUCUUCCAGUAACCUAGGCAAUUUAGAGCAGCCAGCUGAUCUAUCAACCUGCACGCCUUUGGGAUAAAGUUGAAAAUUAGCGCAUCCAUAGUUUAUGCACUCUUCCCAAAGAUGUUCUUUUGAGAGGAGCUCCCAGGUCCUGUCGAGGUUGUGCUGAGUGUCAGGCAUUUGAGAUUAUGGGUGUGGAGACAGUUUCCUUUGAGGAGGAGAUGCCCAGUUAACCCUCUGUAUCUACAAACAAAAACACAUCAAAUUCCUUACCCUCAUUAGAUCGAUCUCAAACCCAACCCAA